This is a messenger RNA of Mauremys reevesii (Reeves's turtle), 9154 nucleotides long. It is a transcript of the gene SIPA1L2, whose product is annotated as signal induced proliferation associated 1 like 2. The transcript has 26 exons. Gene Ontology annotation, cellular component: cytoplasm. Bases 837 to 6020 code for a protein of 1727 amino acids. Gene Ontology annotation, biological process: regulation of small GTPase mediated signal transduction; activation of GTPase activity. The record is from RefSeq and is a predicted model, not a curated record. Gene Ontology annotation, molecular function: GTPase activator activity; protein binding. NCBI's taxonomy places the organism in Eukaryota, Metazoa, Chordata, Testudines, Geoemydidae.
UCCCCCUCCCUUCCCCGUCCGGCGGCAGCUGGGAGACAGACCCGAGACCCAGCGCCGGCGACUACGCCGGGCAGCGGGCGCGAGAGAGCGAGUCGCUCCGCAGCCCCGGCCGCCCCUGCCCAGCCCGGAGCGUCCUGGGGAGCCGGGCGGGGGACACGGCUCGGGGGCGGGGAUCCCGCAGCGGCGCGGGCCAGCACCCGCCAACAUUAUCACCAGCAAAGAUUGUGGACUUAGUAGCUUUGAAAUCUGAUGAUCAAGCAAUAAGCAUUAUAAAGCUCCUCUUCAUUGUUCCCUGUAUCAGUAAACAGGGAAGUGAGAAGGCAUACUUUUGGAACCCUUAUAACCAAAGUUCACUUACAACCAAAGACUAUAGAUGUGAAGAAAGAGAACAAAUGAGACCAUUUGUGGGCAUAUAUCCAGGUCCCCAGGAAACUUGGAAACAUUCCACCUUAAAGAGAACUGAAACUGUGGCUAACAAACCAGCUGCUGUAUUGAGCUCAGAAGGAAGUCUUUGUAACUCUGUGGAAGGAACUUAAGUUAUUUGCAUAACAUCCAGCAGCCCUAGUGCAGAGGAUUGGCACAAGCACAACAGCAGGAACAGGUACAAGGAAUACACCUGGAUUGAGAUCAGAUUGAACACUUCUAAACUGAAGGAAAUAUUAUGAAGACCUCUCUAAUAUUUUUUCAAACAAAAAUGGCACUCUGAUACCAUUAUGCUCUGAUACAGACAGUAGCUGUCUUAUUUGUAAUUCUCUGUUCCAUAUGUGAUGAUAAUGUAAUAACAGCAGUGCCGGUCUUGGAGGUAAGACUAGGUACUUCCUUGCCCUUGAGUGGACAUGAGCGAUCAAAGGUCUUCACAAGAAGAUAAGCACAAACCCAGCCGAACGUCCUCAAAGUUCAAGGAGUCUUCAAGAAGUAUGCAGUCCGAUGACUACUUUGCUAGAAAAUUUAAAGCUUUAAAUGGUAAUGUGGGUGGUCCUGCUUCUUUAAAUACAUCUAGCAAAAAUGAAACUAAUGGUACACCAGCUAUGCCUAAAAUGGGUGUCCGAGCGAGGGUAUCUGAAUGGCCUCCUAAAAAGGAUUGCUCUAAGGAACUAAGUAAAGCAGUAUGGGAAAGUAGACCUCAAACCAGUUAUGAAAGUGUUGGAUCAAUAAUUCCAAAUGGACAAAAUGACCAAAGUGAAGGGCAAGAAGAACAGCAGUUGGAUUUGGAAUUUGAAGAGACCAAAUAUACAAUAGGAGAUCUCUUUGUCCAUUCGCCCCAGAGGGGACUUCAUCCCAUAAGACAAAGAAGCAACAGUGAUGUCACCAUUAGUGACAUUGAUGCUGAAGAUGUGUUGGACCAGAAUGCUGUUAACCCAAAUACAGGAGCAGCUCUUCAUAGAGAGUAUGGAAGUACUUCUUCAAUUGACAGGCAAGGUUUAUCUGGUGAGAAUUUUUUUGCAAUGCUCAGAGGAUAUCGAGUGGAAAACUUUGAACAUAAAACUCUUUCUCCAUUUGGAUUUCCUGAAUUUUUUCGCUGUGACCCUAUGAUUUCUCCAAGUCUUCAUGCUGCCACACAGAUUUCCAGGGGAGAAUUUGUCAGGAUUUCUGGAUUGGAUUAUAUGGAUAGUGCCCUGCUUAUUGGUAGAGACAGGGACAAAUCUUUCAAAUGGAGACUAAAAUCAGAAGCAGUAGAAACAUCUCUGUUUAGAAAAUUGAGAACUGUUAAAAGUGAGCACGAAACUUUCAAAUUUUCCUCAGAACUGGAUGAUGGUAGAUUUGAGAGAAACAUUCGUCCUUGGAACUGUCAAAAAUGUUUUGCACAUUAUGAUGUUCAGAGCAUUUUAUUUAACAUAAAUGAAGCAAUGGCUACCAGGGUUAAUGUGGGAAAAAGAAAAAAUAUAACCACUGGGGCUUCAGCUGCAUCACAAACUCAAAUGACAGCAGGCCAGACAGGAAACUGUGAAUCUCCUUUGGGAAGUAAAGAGGACCUCAAUUCAAAAGAGAACCUAGAUGCUGAUGAGGGUGAUGGGAAAAGCAAUGACCUAAUCCUGAGUUGCCCUUACUUCAGGAAUGAAACUGGUGGAGAAGGAGAUAGGAGGAUUGCACUUUCCAGGGCAAACUCUGCAUCUUUUGCUUCAGGUGAAAGUUGUUCCUUUGAAUCCUCUCUAAGUUCCCACUGCACGAAUGCUGGUGUUUCUGUACUGGAGGUGCCAAGAGAGAAUCAGUCAAUUCAUCGGGAGAAAGUUAAGCGUUAUAUUAUAGAGCACAUUGAUCUUGGAGCAUAUUAUUACCGGAAGUUCUUCUAUGGAAAAGAGCAUCAGAACUACUUUGGAAUUGAUGAAAAUCUAGGUCCUGUUGCAGUCAGCAUCAGGAGAGAGAAGGUUGAAGAUGCUAAGGAGAGAGAAGGAUCUCAAUUCAACUAUCGUAUAGCUUUCAGGACAAGUGAGCUUACUACAUUGAGAGGAGCAAUAUUAGAAGAUGCCAUACCAUCUACUGCAAGACAUGGCACAGCACGAGGCCUGCCUCUCAAAGAGGUACUGGAAUAUGUAAUACCAGAGUUGAGCAUUCAGUGCCUGAGGCAGGCUUCCAGCUCACCCAAAGUCUCUGAACAGCUGCUUAAACUGGAUGAACAAGGGCUGAGUUUUCAGCACAAGAUUGGGGUUCUGUAUUGCAAAGCGGGCCAAAGCACAGAGGAAGAGAUGUAUAACAAUGAGACAGCGGGGCCUGCUUUUGAAGAGUUCCUUGAUCUUUUGGGCCAGAGAGUACGGCUAAAAGGGUUUAGUAAAUACAGAGCUCAGCUAGACAAUAAAACUGAUUCAACAGGAACUCAUUCCCUCUAUACCACCUAUAAAGAUUAUGAAUUAAUGUUUCAUGUAUCAACUAUGCUGCCAUACAUGCCCAGUAAUAGGCAACAGGACUUAACUACGCCCUGCUUGGUCACUGAUCAGGACAUCCCUCUAGUUUUAGAGCCAGCAGGAGAUCCAAAGAGCAAGCUUCUAAGGAAAAGGCACAUAGGAAAUGAUAUUGUUACCAUUGUCUUCCAAGAGCCUGGAGCACUUCCUUUUACUCCAAAAAAUAUCCGAUCUCAUUUUCAACAUGUGUUUGUCAUAGUCAAAGUGCAUAAUCCUUGCACUGAAAAUGUGUGCUAUAGUGUUGGAGUUUCAAGAUCAAAAGAUGUACCUCCGUUUGGUCCACCAAUCCCCAAAGGAGUAACUUUCCCAAAAUCAGCAGUCUUUAGGGACUUUCUUUUAGCCAAAGUUAUUAAUGCUGAAAAUGCAGCACACAAAUCAGAAAAAUUCCGAGCCAUGGCCACCAGGACACGACAAGAAUACUUGAAAGAUCUGGCAGAAAAUUUUGUUACUACAGCUACAGUGGAUACUUCAGUGAAGUUCAGUUUUAUUACUCUAGGUGCAAAGAAAAAGGAGAAAGUGAAACCAAGAAAGGAUGCUCAUUUAUUUAGUGUUGGAGCAAUUAUGUGGAAUGUGAUAGCACGGGACUUUGGCCAGUCUGCAGACAUUGAAUGUCUCCUUGGAAUUUCCAAUGAAUUUAUCAUGUUGAUUGAAAAGGAGUCCAAAAACGUGGUGUUUAACUGCUCCUGCAGAGAUGUUAUUGGAUGGACAUCAGGAUUAAUGAGCAUCAAAAUCUUUUAUGAAAGAGGAGAAUGCAUUCUUCUGUCUGCAACUGAUAAUUGUUCUGAUGACAUCAGAGAAGUUGUUCAAAGACUAGAGAUAGUCACCAGAGGAUGUGAAACAACGGAAAUGACCCUACGGAGGAAUGGGUUGGGCCAGCUUGGAUUCCACGUUAACUUCGAAGGAAUAGUAGCAGAUGUGGAGCCAUUUGGUUUUGCAUGGAAGGCAGGCCUAAGGCAAGGGAGCCGUCUAGUUGAGAUCUGUAAAGUGGCUGUGGCAACCUUGACUCAUGAACAAAUGAUUGACCUUUUACGCACGUCGGUGACAGUAAAGGUGGUGAUUAUUCAGCCACAUGAGGAUGGAUCACCUAGAAGGGGUUGUUCAGAACUAUGCCGAAUCCCCAUGGUGGAAUAUAAACUCGACAGCGAAGGCACCCCAUGUGAGUAUAAAACUCCUUUCAGAAGGAAUACUACUUGGCAUCGGGUGCCGACUCCUGCUGGGCAGCCUCUUUCUCGUGCAUCUCCAAUCCUAGGAACAUCUGACAGACUGCAAUGCCAGCAGCUUCUUCAGCAGGCUCAGACAGCCAUUCCUCGCAGCACUUCCUUUGAUAGAAAGCUGCCAGAUGGUGCAAGUCAACAUUACAGAAGUUCACCGAGCAACCAGUCCUCCUCCAGUGACCCAGGACCCAGCGGGAGUAGCCAGUGGAGACAGCAAGUGGGAUAUGACGGGUGCCAAUCCCCUUUACUUCAUGAACACCAAGGUUCAGGUCCACUGGAGUGUGAAGGAGGCAGAGAACGAGAGGAAACUUUGGAAGGAUCCAGAUAUGCUGAAACGAAGUGGCAUGCACCAUCCACCAAAGUCUUGAGUUCCUACAAAGACCGGGCUUUACCAAAAGAAGGCAAUGUCAAGGAUUCGCCAAGCAAACUUUCUCAUAUUGGAGACAAAAACUGUUCCAGUCACUCCAGCAGUAAUACCCUGUCCAGUAAUACAUCGAGCAAUAGUGAUGAAAAGCACUUUGGCUCCGGAGACCUGAUGGACCCUGAAUUGCUUGGAUUAACAUAUAUUAAAGGGGCUUCUACUGACAGUGGAAUUGAUACAGCUCCUUGUAUGCCUGCUCCUCUUAUGGCCCCUUUACACCUUGCUGGCAGCAGGUCUGGGGUGCAUAGUCGGGCUGAGCAGUGGACUGAAUCUUCCGAAACUCCUGGGCAAGAUGAUGAGCAAGCUAAAAUUUAUGCUGUACAUAGCUAUGCUUCUGCCAUUUCUAGCAGUCAUACAGCUGAAGGUAGCAUGGGAGAUCUCAGUGAAAUAUCCUCUCAUUCUAGUGGGUCUCACCAUUCAGGAAGCCCUUCAGCACAUUGUUCUAAAAACAGUGGGUCUCUAGAUACCUCCAAAGUCUACAUAGUGUCACAGAAUAGUGGUCAGCAGAUCUCUGGGUCUGUAUCAAAAUCACACCACAGACAAGGAGCAGUGAGCAAAUACGUCAUUGGUUGGAAAAAGUCAGAAGGCAGUCCUACACCUGAAGAAUCUGAAGUUUCUCAAUGCCAAGACAGACUGUAUGGUGAGGAUGAUAUGUCUGCAUCAAGUCAGCUUCAGACUUCUGUGAGGAGUGCAGUUACUGAAAGCCAGCAAGUCUUGUCCAAAGAAGAUUUUCUGAAGCUGAUGCUGCCAGAUAGUUUCACUAUGGAGGAAGGUAGAAGAAAGUUUUCAUUUUAUGGGAACCUAUCUCCAAGGAGGACGCUUUAUCGCACCCUUUCUGAUGAGAGCAUAUGUAGUAAUCGGAGAGGAUCUUCAUAUGCUAGCUCACGGAGUUCAAUGCUUGAUCAAGCCUUGCCAAACGACAUUUUGUUCAGCACUACCCCACCAUAUCACAGCACUCUGCCUCCCAGAAUGAGUCUGGCUCUUGGAAUGGGAAAUCUAAGAAAUGAAUUCUGGUUCUCAGAUGGCUCCUUGUCUGAUAGAGCCAAAUUCAAUGAUCCUGGCCUGAUGCCCCUUCCAGACACUGCUGCAGAACUAGACUGGUCCAACCUAGUGGAUGCUGCACGAGCGUUUGAAGAUCAGAGAGUGGCAUCUUUUUGCACCCUGAAUGAUAUGCAGCAAGCUCCAGGUUUGGAGGGUGCUCAAGAGUUACCUUUGGAUGAAGAGCCAACAAAUGGAAAAGAUUUCAUUGAUGCUACUGGGGAGCACACUCCAUCUACUCUGACUGGAAAAGUAAACCAGCUGGAAGUGAUCCUCCGGCAACUACAAACUGACCUCCGGAAGGAAAAACAAGACAAAGCUGUUCUCCAAGCUGAGGUCCAGCAUUUGAGACAAGAUAACAUGAGACUUCAGGAGGAGUCUCAGACAGCAGCCGCUCAACUAAGAAAAUUCACAGAAUGGUUUUUCAAUACCAUAGACAAAAAAUCCUAAUGUCUAGACACCUGGAAAGCACUAUUUGAACUGCGUAACAGCUGUAUUUUUGAAUUAGCGAAAUAUUAUUUCAUUGUGUUCACAAUCCAUUUUAGAUGUUUCUGCUGUAUUCUCUGCCCACCUCUAUUCACUUGAACAAGACUGAGGGCCAUGUGGAUCUAUCUUUGUAUUCCUUUUAAGAAAGCAGAGAAUAGCAGACAUUUGUUUGUGUGAAGAUGAAUGUAAAAUUCUUGGUGUCAUUUUAGACAUUUUUAGAAGAUGCUCUGGGUUGAGGUUGCCUGAAGAGGAACAUUUUGGGUUUUAUUUCCUGUAUAUCAGGUCCUCUGGAAAAGAUGUUUAAAGCAAUUUACAGUAGCUUGGGCUUCAGUAUUGUAAGAUAAAAAGAAUAAUCAGACAUAUACCUUAAUGUUUAAAAGGUGCUCUAUUUUUUGUAUGUACAGUAGUUUAUUUCCACAGUCACAUUGUCAUAGCAAUAAGAAUGGAGGUAUAGUGAAUAGUCACAAAGCUGUGUUUAUAAAACGUUAGCACUGAUGUGUUUAACACUAGUUUGGAUGCAGAUACAUUAGAGAUUAUUUAUUUGCAGGAACAAAUGGUGCCUGAAUAUAAACAGUGUUCUGAUUUUUCUAAAGAUACACAUGCCUUGUAAAUGGCUCACUGGGUUAUUCCACUCCAACUUCAGAUAAUUUUGUAUAGUUGAUGUUCAGCUAAAACAGUUAUACUGCUUACCUAUUAAAAUCAUGUAUGGUGUGAGCCAGCCAAUCACUUGUACAAUGCCAAAUUCAUUUCUUUGUACAGAAGCUUUGAUCAAGUGUCUUGUAUUUAACAUCUUUAUUUAAGCUUAUUUAACCUUCAGUUGUUAAUUUUAUAAAGUUUUUGUUUUAUCUGCACUAUGGUGAAGACAGUUGGUUGCGAGCUGUAAUAUUUUUAGCUUGCUGAGACUGUACUGAGGAAGUCUAGAAAAUUCUAAUGAUUGGAUGCUGCUAGUACACUAUUUGUAUGCUUUAACAUUUUUAACUGUUUCAUUUGAGAUGAACAUACGUUUUGCUUUUUUAAUAAACGUUAAAAAUAUAAACCUCAAAAAUAUUUCAGUUUUUCAUCAUACAGCACACAUCCAAUUCCACUGUCCAUAGUUUAGGUUUCUGCUCAGUCCAUUGUGAAUGUCAUGUGUGCAUAUGUGUUCAUCUGUGAUCUUACAUUUAUGUUCUGAUCCUGAGAAAAUCUAAGCAUGCAUAGCUUCCAUUCACUUCUCAGGAUCAGGCCAUGAAGUUGAUGCCAUUUUUGGUGUGAUCUGAUCUAUACCUGGCAGGUAUCUAUUCUGUUCAGGGAGCAAAAACUAUCCAGCUACUUAUGUGUGUAUUGACCUAAAAAAGCUAUCACUACACCAAGGAGAAGUAUAGAAAAAUCACUCAAAAGGCAUCAAGUAUUUUGAAAAUUUAUCUUAAUGCCAGAUAGCCUGCCAUCUUUAAUGUGUGCAAUCAAAGAUUUGAUUAUGUUGUUAGCAUCUGCGAGAUAUGAAAGCAUGCUGAUGAUAGCUUAGCCUAUUUUAUGUUCAUCUUCUUUUGCUGCAAUUCCACAUAUAGUACUAUCCUUAAAAUCUACUGGAAAGGUGCAAUUGUAUGAAAUGAAUUGAAGCUAACGAGCCCCUUUGAUGUUAGUCUGCCAAGAAGAAACCAGUUUGAGACUGUGAUAUUGAAAGCACAGGCACAAGAAAUUUUUCUAAGUGACUAUAUAAAGUGAAAUUUAAAGCCCAAAAAGCUUUCAGUACAUAAACUCAGCUGAUACAAAUUAUUCUUCAUCCACUAUUAUGUACUGUGUGGGCCAAAUUAUGUUUUCUGAAGUGGAACAAAUAUCUGUCUCUGCUAAAAUGUUGUUUGGAUGAAAAUUAGAAAAAAUCAUCUUUGAACGGAGAAAAUGAAGGCUUUGGCCAAAAUUUCAGUAUCACAAUUUACUAGUGAAAUUGGGGUUGGGGAGGGUUGGGGGGAGAAUGGAACUGCAUUCUGAGUCCCUGUACUUUUUUAGCAAUAGCUCUGAUUCUAAUGUGCCGGGCAAUGUCUGGCAAAAAACUCCAUUAAGUUAGAGUAAUUAAACAUGGCAGUCAUGUGUUUCACUAGAAUCUGAUUUAAACACCUUGCAAAAGUCAUUAGUAAACCCAUCUGGGCUGGAGACCUUGCCAAAUCACAUACUGUACAACCUUCACAAUUUGUCAGUAAAAUGUGCCUUCAGGAGAGGCUUGUCUUCUUUGGAAGCUGUGCUAACUGAAGUGAACUCAAAGAAAGAGCUUUUGCUGGAGAGGUAAUAUUGAGUUUGUAUAAUAGUUAAUAAAACUUUUUAGAUAACAUUUACUAGCGGGAUAUAGUGUGUAUAUAUACUAAUUCCUGUUUUCAGCUGCUGAAAUAACUAAGAUAAUUAACUGUGCAAAAGAAGCUUGGCAAAUAGAUUUCUUCUCUCUCUCUCCCUGCUGGUCACAAACACUUGAAUAUUUUGUUCCCAAAACUGAUAAAAGUCACUCAAGGAUUGUGACCCCCUUACUUUGAUUGUAACUCCCAAUAAUCAUUCCAUCAUGUGCUGCCACAGUAAAUGAAUCUACUUGAGUAACUGCUUGCCACCAAGAGGGAAGUGGUUCACAAUCUGGCCUUAAAUCUUUAAUGAGAUGAGCAAUCUAUCAAUUUUACCACAAACCUCAUUCUAGAUUUGAGGUAGAGAUUUGAUUCUCUACUCUUUUCAAUCAUCUUUUCAGAGGAACUUAGUGCUCAGGAAAAUGACGGCCUAAACGCUAGCAAGAGGCAGCCAUAGUACCGACAAAACCUUCCCAGCACCUCAGUGCUGACCUGCAGAAUUCGAGUGUUGAACAGAAAUCAAUCAUCUGUGCCAGAUUUUGUGCUGUUUUGGUAAUGUGAACAAAUGUCCAAUAGCGGCUACAAUGAGACCACAAAAUUGUUUUUGCUUCCGUCCUAAAUGUGUGAUGAUGUAGCUAAUAGUUUAAUACAGAGAUUGUCUUCUGGGGGCACCUGCCCACCCAUUCAUGACGACAUGGACUAUCCCACUUCCCAUUCAUGAUCUCAUAACACCCUUGUGGCAACUACAGAAAUUGCUUACAUAUUAAUAUUUUAUUAAAAUUCUCUUUUCUAAAGAUA